Messenger RNA from Sebastes umbrosus (honeycomb rockfish), 1371 nucleotides. Its product is annotated as von Willebrand factor C domain-containing protein 2-like. The record is from RefSeq and is a predicted model, not a curated record. Gene Ontology annotation, biological process: negative regulation of BMP signaling pathway. Gene Ontology annotation, cellular component: AMPA glutamate receptor complex. NCBI's taxonomy places the organism in Eukaryota, Metazoa, Chordata, Actinopteri, Perciformes, Sebastidae. The transcript is spliced from 3 exons. Gene Ontology annotation, molecular function: protein binding. Bases 66 to 836 code for a protein of 256 amino acids.
AGCUCCCAGAUGGUUUUAGUGUCACAGACUGUCACAGUGUCGGUGGUGCGGGUAACCUGUCCACCAUGAGACACCGGCACCGCGCGCUCAGCUGCCUCUCCAUCGCGCUGCUCCAGCUGCUGUUACCGCUGCUGCCGCUGCCGCACGGUCCGGGGCGCGUCAUGGCGGCGGAGUUGUCCUCCUCUAAAACCGACCUGGACUACGAGUUCGGGGACUACCGGGGAAAGUGGUGCCUCGACGACCACGGCUUCGUUUACGGACUCGGAGAGGUCUAUUACCCGAGCCCCACGGCGUGUCCGUGCACGUGCACCGCGGACGGUCCCUUGUGCGUCCGACCCAAGUGUCCCCGUCUCCACCCCCGGUGCACGCGGAUGAGGUAUAAGGCGUGCUGUCCGGUGUGCGAGGCUGUGGCCCGGGUGUGUGUCUACGGGGGAAGAACGUACCGGCUCCUAGAGGAGUUCAGGUUGUCGAGGUGUGAACGAUGUCGCUGCGAGGCCAACAGAGAGGUGUACUGCAGCAUUUCAGACUGCCCCGCCCCUCACUGUGUCAACCCCACCUACGAACCCAACCACUGCUGCCCCAUCUGCAACGCUGGUCCCAACUGCUUUGCCGGGAACAGGGUGAUCCCAGCGGGGGAGCGUGUCAACAUUGAUGAGAGGACGGUAUGCUACUGCAGCUACCGGGACGGGACGUGGCACACCCAUCCCCAGGCCACCUGCGAGCAGCGCCCCCAGCCCAGCCCGACCGCCGGCGCCCGCACCGAGCCCCCCGGAGACGAGGGGUCCAGGGGGAGAGAGGGGAGGCCGUUUAUUCCCAGGCUGGAUGUGAUACCAUGAAGCCGAGUGUGAAAUAAAUGUCUCAUGGUGACAGAGGUACAAAUAAACUUCAGCUAUAUCGAUUAGCAUCAGGUUUGCUAUACCGGGCUGCAAUGUAACAUUACGUUUAAUGAGACUAUCUGAGACGUGUAGGGUAACCUGCUGUGUGGUUGGUGUCGAGAGGAAAGAAGGAACACAUUUUCAUAUUUCUAACAUUUUGUUUUGUUUAAUUUCUCCUGUCAAUAUUUGUUUCAAAUGUGAAAAGUAAUGUGAAAAGAAAGAAUUUGCAUGAAAAUGUAAUUUUCUCACAGAGAAUGAAUUUCACAUUAACCUUAACUACCCUUCAGUUACUGAUGCUAUGCCCGUCAAACUUUCCACUCUGGCACGGCACACACGCAGUUUUCGAUGAUAACAGUGGCUUCUCAAUCAAUUUCGCCACCAUUAAAUGAAACUGUCCUAGCAGAUUUUAUCAUCUGUAGCCAGCUAGCUGAUCGUUCAUGUCCCGUGUUCACAAUGUUCCGUCACAUUUGCGCUGUAAAAACGUAGCAAAUUUUAA